Molecule: messenger RNA, 1817 nt
Organism: Sardina pilchardus (European sardine)
Lineage: Eukaryota; Metazoa; Chordata; Actinopteri; Clupeiformes; Clupeidae
Exons: 19
Coding region: 511-1488 (325 amino acids)
Source: RefSeq, a predicted model, not a curated record
UCCGCAUAUUAUGCAAAUAAUGUUUGUGCUAUUACAUCUCUUUGCAGGUUUGUACAAUCACACAACAACUAUUGCUCAUCAAGAUCAGAACCUUAAUGACCAAACUCAACAUCUAAAUCAGCAAGGAUAUACUCAUCUGGAGAGUGACACAGCGCAUGUGUACGCCACAGUCAACUUGCAAAACAGAGGAGAAGAUGAGGCCACAACAGGAUCUACAACUGAUUUGACAUAUGCUCAACUUGAAUUGAAACCAGGCAAAAAUAAGCACAAAAUCAAUAACAACAGUGGGGAAGAGGACACAGCUACAGAACUUGUGUAUUCAGAACUCAAAGCAGGAGGCAGUACAGGUGAAACAGAUGAACACGUGCCCAGUGAUGUGAUCUACGCUACGGUUAAUAUGGCAGCAAAGAAGCAAAAAAAUAAAGGGCAAGAUCAGCCACAACAUGGCGAUGUGAGCGAUCCAGAAGUCAAUGUUAAAACAAAAGAGCUAAUUACAAAAGGACUGAGAAGAUGAUAGUGGAGCGGAUUUCAGCUUGUGGACGACAAAAGACUCACCAUGGCCUUGCCGAUUUGCACCAGUGUCAGCUUGCCUCCUGUGCGGUGCAUCAACAAAUUAUUCCUCAACAGAAACUCUUUUUCUUAGCAGUUCUCGGAUGUCUAAUCUCCUGUGGUCACACAAUGGAUAUUCCCACAGCCAUGCUGAUUGUGCAGCCACACAAUCGUGUGUCCACUGGAGAGAAAGUCACUCUGAUAUGUGUGAUUGAGUCUGGUGGUGACUGGAGAUAUAGAUGGUACAGAAACAACAUCUCACAUCCAUUCAGGAAGACUAUGCAGAACAAUAUUACAUUGAAUAUGUGUGCAGCUAAUGAAAGCUUGUACUGGUGCCAGGGAGAGGAUUCACCCAACUUCACUUCUCCUAGUAACUCAAUUGACCUUAUUGAAAAGGCUGCUGAUGGCAUAUAUCGGUGCCAGGGAGAGGGUUUGUUCAACUUGUCAUCUUCCAGUAUCUCAGGUCAACAAUCCAACCAGUUUGCAGUGGGUGUGGUCACAGGGGUGGUGGUGGCAUCAGUCUUCACAGUAUUUCUUUUUAAAAUUGGUCCAUAUUGCUUUCUAAGACUGAGAGCAGCUCUGGGAGUCAGACUAAGAGCACCAUCUACGGCUCCCUCUAGUGGGCAGGCUGAGAGAAGCGCUCAUCCAGACCAGCACUGGGCUGAAGAAGUGAGUCGUUAUGUGUAUGCAAAUGAUUGCAUAGAAGAUGGGGCAAGUGGGCCAAAAACAGUGUAUGCCAUGUUGAAGAAGCCCAAUUCUACGACUACAUAUGUUGAAGAAGCCAGAAACCCACAAACAGUGUAUGUCAAGCUGACACCACCCAAGACCACAGCUCAAUAUAAUGAUGCAAGAAAACCACAGACUGUGUACGUCACACUGACACCGGCCAAGAACACAGGAGCCACCGCACCUCUGCCCACCCACUUCCAGGUUGACUGAAGCCGUUCCACCAAUACUGAGGAGCAACACUUCUGCAGAAACGAACUAUGGAGGGGCACAUAUUUUAAUAUCUUCUUCAGUUAUGAACUAAAUUGAUUUGAAUAAAUUGUCAUAUACAGCAAGAAAACCUUUCUAUUAUUAAUGCUUUCUACUAAAGAAGGUGAAUGUAGGCCCCAGCCGUGGCGCGACUGGCUGGGGCACCUGCACCGCACGCCGGCGACCCGGGUUCGAUUCCCGCCCCGUGGUCCUUUCCAGAUCCCACCCCUACUCUCUAUCCCGCUCGUUUCCUGUCAUACUCUCUACUGUCCUGUACAAUUAAAGGCAUAAAA